This is a messenger RNA of Caenorhabditis elegans, 1614 nucleotides long. It is a transcript of the gene prp-31, whose product is annotated as U4/U6 small nuclear ribonucleoprotein Prp31. Bases 23 to 1537 code for a protein of 504 amino acids. The transcript is spliced from 4 exons. Gene Ontology annotation, biological process: spliceosomal tri-snRNP complex assembly; mRNA splicing, via spliceosome; RNA splicing. Lineage: Eukaryota; Metazoa; Nematoda; Chromadorea; Rhabditida; Rhabditidae. Gene Ontology annotation, cellular component: U4/U6 x U5 tri-snRNP complex; nucleus. The record is from RefSeq and is marked reviewed.
UUAAUCUUUAAACUACCUAAAAAUGUCGUUGGCUGAAGAACUUAUGGCUGAUUUUGACGAUGACGACGAUGAGGAUUUGGAAGACAUUCCAGAUCUCGGAGAAAACCUUAAGGGCGUCAAAAAGGAAGAACUCGAUGAUGAUAUUGAAGAAGCAACAGAAGAACCGAUGGAUACAACUAAAUAUGCAUCAGUGCACGAUGUAGCAAAGCUUGCCAGAUCUGAUGAAUAUUUAGCACUAGUGAAACAAUUGGAAGUUGAACUGAAACGGCCUCAGGAUGAAGUGAAGGUGACAGCUCCUCUUGAAGCAGAUCCACAAUACAAGCUUAUUGUUAAAUUAUCCCACGUCGCUGCAGAUAUCGACAACGAGAUCAAUGUGAUUCACAAAUUUGUUCGUGAUAAAUAUGAAAAGCGCUUUCCUGAACUAGAAACGCUUGUUCCUAACGCGUUGACCUAUUUGGCUACUGUACAGUUACUGGGAAACGAGAUCAACAGCAAGGUAGUGAAAGAACAACUCGGCGGAAUUCUAGAUGCCUCAACAUGCAUGGUGGUCAGUGUAACAGUCUCAACAACACAAGGAGUCAAGCUUGAGCCAAAUGAGCUGGAAACCGUCAUGGAUGCUUGUAAUUUGGCUGCUCAACUUCAUGUCAAUCGUCUCGAAAUGCACCAACUUGUAGAAUGGCGAAUGGCUCUGAUUGCCCCGAAUCUGGUUGCUUUGCUCGGCUCAACUACUACUGCCCAUCUAGUUUCACAAGCCGGAGGAUUGUCUCCACUAGCCACAAUGCCAUCAUGUAAUGUACAGGUUCUCGGAAAAACGAAAAAGAAUUUGAUUGGAUUCUCAACAGUGUCCACAAAUCCACAUCAUGGUUUUAUCUAUUUCCAUCAGUUGGUUCAAAAGAUGCCUCCAGAUUUGAAAAACAAAGCGGCCAAAAUUUUAGCUGCAAAAGUGACUUUAGUUGCUAGAAUUGAUGCUCAACACGAGUCAUCCAACGGAGAAAAAGGCGCGGAAUUUCUGGCGUUGGUGGAAAGUAAAUUUGAAAAAAUGUUGGAGCCACCACCAGUGAAAGCUAACAAAGCGCUUCCAAAACCUUUGGAUAAGGCAAGUAAAAAACGUGGAGGACGUCGAACAAGAAAGAUGAAGGAACGCCUCGGAAUGACGGAUCUUCGGAAAAGUGCCAAUCGCAUGAACUUUGGAGAAUUGGGAGAAGAUGUAAUGCAAGAGCACAUGGGAUUCGAUAUUGGGCAGGUGAAGACCGGAAAUGUGACUGGUGGAAGAAUCCGAACAGCCGCAGUGGAUCAGAAGACCAGAGCAAGAAUGUCGCAAAAGAUGAUGCGGCAGAUGGAGAGACAGAAAGCAGCUGGAGGAAUGACAAGUAUUCGAAGCAAAAUGGCGGGAACUGCGUCAUCUGUCACGUUCACACCAAUUCAAGGUCUAGAGAUUAUCAAUCCAGCUGCACAAGAACAGCAACAAUGUUCAUCGACUUCAAACUAUUUCUCCUCGUCUGGAAGUUUUGUUAAUAUUGAUCGGAUGACUUUAUAAUAUAUUUAUUUGUUACUUUCCUCUUCCUGAAUUCUGAAUUCUUGAAUCUCAAACCAAAUGAAUCGACUUUUUCAUUU